AUGUCCUCACUCUUGUCUGGGAUUGGCAACGAUCGCAACUGGUUUGCUCCAAUCUCCAUGCUAAUGGACGAUAUCCUCAUCGAGAUAUGGAUGUUGCUCCCCCUCCGGGACCGCAUCUCCGCCGCCCAAGUUUGUCAACGUUGGAGGGUCGUGGCGCUCGAUACCAAGUCGUUAUGGACAGAGAUCAAUAUCGAAGUCUUUAGUAGUCGCAAAAUAACCGCGCUGCUCGAGCGCAGUGGUCAUUCGCCGCUCACCAUUACCGCUGGAAACAAAAAGCUCGAUAAAUGGUGUCUGAACAACAUGGUACCUCCAUACCCGACUCCUCGUCCAUCAGGCCUCUUCGGCCAGCCACCAAUGCCGCCGCCCGGACAAAUGCGGCCUCCAGUCGAUCGAACCAAUCUCAAAGCCUACUUUUUCCACCAAUUCACCUUCGACAAGAUCAUUGGACGAGCUGAGCGACUCGAGGCGGCGGUCGGCGUCGAUAAAAGUCACUAUGUGACAUACCGAACGCUCAAGACGCCCAUGCCAUAUCUCAAGAGCCUUGUCCUCCGAGAGGAUACACGAGUCAACCCGUGGGGAGCUGGGUCCAUUUCAGCCAAUCAGGAAAAGUAUCGCAAGUAUAGGGAGAUGCCAGACAUCUUCUUUGGUGGCGUGACGCCCCAAUUGCGAGAGGUAUCCUUUACGCUCAUUCAUGCGCCAUGGAACGACCCCAUCUAUCGCGAUCUCACCCGGCUCAAACUCUCCACGACAAGGACGCGUGCAAAACCGAGCGAGAUGCUUCGGUUGUUGGCCAAUUGUCCACAGCUCGUCUACCUUGGCAUUCAUGAGACUAUGUCACCCAUUGUACAAAAUCACCUCCCCAAUCUUGGGGAAACGCCAAUCUAUUUAGACCCCACAGAGGAGAUGGACAUGGUCUUUUUAAACCAUCUCAAACGAUUCAACCUCGAAGAAUCGGACGCUGCCGUCUUCCCCAAGCUAAUGUCUAGAAUCCGCGCGCCAGUUCUUGAAAACCCAAUGUUACUUAUACCCGACACAUCGUGUUUGAUGGAUUAUCGCGAUGGAGGGAAGCCAUACGAAGCAUUGAGACUUUCCUUUUCUCAGACGACUGGGCUCCAGAUUACCGGUAAUCAUGGCCAGCUCAACGUGUCUGGAGUCGGCAACAGGCGAGCCAAAUCGCCUCGUUUUGCAAGAGAGGAUGGGUGGAGUGUCUGUUGCCGACCACGAACGCGUGUCAUCCCCACCCUACCCGCGUACGCCAAUGGCAAUACGACAAACGCAGCGUGGAAUCCAGUGGCACAACUUCACCCUUCGAGCGGCAUCAACCCAUUGUGCGACUUGCUCCAGUUUUUGCAUGUCAUGGAACGCACCGGGGUCGUGUACUCGCAGAUUGAAAAGUUGAGUAUUGCAGGCACCAUGGAUGGUACAGUAUACCGAAGCGUAUUUUCGCGAUGCUUCAACCUCAAGGCGCUCGUCGUGUCGACGGCAGGAGGCCUCAACGUGCUCAAGGAAUAUAUGCAAGAUCGACAUUGCCCAUCUCUGGCCUGGCUUCACCUCGAGCGGUACUCUGAACCAGCGAACGAGUUGGCGGACUGGCUUGAACUCCGCAAGCAGAGUGGACACCCUCUCCGACGUGUGAUCGUGAGUGUACACACGAUAUUACAUCCGCCCAAUGGGAAUGCGAAUUGGAAUUUCGCUCCAGUGGCGCAGGAAUCGAGCACGCUUGAUGCCGAGACGAAGCGGCGGAUCGAAGCGGCGCUCGAGCCCGGUUUACCUGGGCGUACUCAACGAUUCGAGUGGCGGACGGCGAGACCGUUUAUUAGCCCGAAUAUCUACGAUUUGGCGAGUCAAUGGGAUGAAGAAGAAGAGGAGCGAGCAGAGUUUGAAAAGAUGGCUACUCAAGUUGGGUUGACGGGGGAGAGUAUGCGGUCUGUCCUCGAUUUGACGACGCGAGGUGGUGAAGCUAUGGAUAUUGUUGAUGAAUAUCCUACGCCGACGUUGUUGCCCCUCAAUACGGACGUAUCAGAGGAGGAAGGCAUUCAUACGAGCAUUGGAUCACCUGUGAGUCCAGAGACGCCGAUACCGCCCCUGAAUCUGGGCAAUAUGAUGCCCAUGUACGGGCAGACGAUGACCGACUUUGAUGAAGAUGAAGAGUGGGACUUUGGCUUUGGGCCGUCGAUGUGGUUGUAG
This is a messenger RNA of Serendipita indica DSM 11827, 2187 nucleotides long. NCBI's taxonomy places the organism in Eukaryota, Fungi, Basidiomycota, Agaricomycetes, Sebacinales, Serendipitaceae. The record is from the annotation of a GenBank genome assembly.